GAAAGCAUAAAAAAGUUCAACGCCGAUUCCGAAGAUGUCCCUCUACAUUCGGCUCGCCUCGCCGCUGCUUCGAAGCGCCCAAAGCUACUCAAACUUUGCCCUCAAGAACCUGGCCCCGUGCCGGUCAUUCCUCACAGGUCGCAGCCCCAGCUUGCUGCAAAAUGUCCAAAAGACUAACGCCCUCCGGUGCGCCCUAACCCGGUACUGCACAAAGCCGGACCCAGUGGAGAAGGGCCGCAAAGCUGUCGGUUACUGGCUGCUCGGAUGUUCCGGGAUGGUGUUCGUGGCGGUCGUUCUAGGUGGAGUGACGCGCCUAACCGAGUCCGGUCUGUCGAUGGUCACGUGGAAGUUGCUGGGCGAGCAGAUGCCCCGGACGCAGCAGGAGUGGCAGGACGAGUUCGAGCGGUACCAGCAGUUUCCCGAGUUUAAGAUCAAAAACAAAGACAUCACGCUGAGCGAGUUCAAGAUGAUCUGGUUUAUGGAGUACGGCCACCGAAUGUGGGGUCGUCUGAUCGGCGCCUUCUACGCCCUUCCGGCGGCCUACUUUUGGUCUCGCGGCUACUUCAAUCGAGGCAUGAAGAUCCGAACGCUGGCGUUUGGCGCCCUCAUCGGCUGCCAGGGCCUUAUGGGUUGGUACAUGGUCAAAUCGGGCCUGGAGGACCGGUUCCAACAGGAGAGUGACGUCCCGCGCGUUUCCCAGUACCGGUUGGCCUCCCACCUCGGGUUCGCCUUCGUACUGUACUCGCUGUUCCUGUGGUCCGCGUUGGACAAGCUGCUUCCCGCCCAGAAACUGCUCGGCCAAAUUCCGGCCGCCACGCUCAAGUUCAAAGGGUUGGCGCACGCCACCAAGGCGGCCGUCUUCAUCACGGCCAUGUCCGGAGCGUUCGUGGCCGGACUGGACGCCGGUCUCAUUUACAACUCUUUUCCCAAAAUGGCCGACCGGUGGAUCCCCAGCGAUAUCCUGGCGCUUUCUCCGACACUCCGAAACUUUACCGAAAACCCGACCACGGUUCAGUUCGACCAUCGCGUGCUCGGAACGGCCACGCUGACGCUCAUCACUGGGAUGUUUGUGCUUUCGCGCAGACGAAUGCUGCCGCCGAGAGCGUACACGGCGGCAGCCGCAGUGGCCACCGUCGGCUGGAUGCAGGUCCUGUUGGGCAUAACGACGCUGCUGACGUACGUGCCGGUGCCGCUGGCCGCCAGCCACCAGUCCGGUUCGCUGCUGCUACUCUCGAUGGCCAUCUGGUUGACGCACGAGAUGAAGCUGGUGCGACGGUUGCCCAAGUAGGCGGGUGGAAGUUGAUGCAU
Molecule: messenger RNA, 1308 nt
Organism: Culex quinquefasciatus (southern house mosquito)
Lineage: Eukaryota; Metazoa; Arthropoda; Insecta; Diptera; Culicidae
Product: cytochrome c oxidase assembly protein COX15 homolog
Exons: 5
Coding region: 35-1288 (417 amino acids)
Biological process (GO): heme A biosynthetic process
Cellular component (GO): mitochondrial inner membrane
Molecular function (GO): oxidoreductase activity, acting on NAD(P)H, heme protein as acceptor
Source: RefSeq, a predicted model, not a curated record